Molecule: messenger RNA, 1614 nt
Organism: Lodderomyces beijingensis
Lineage: Eukaryota; Fungi; Ascomycota; Pichiomycetes; Serinales; Debaryomycetaceae
Source: the annotation of a GenBank genome assembly
AUGUCUAAGCUUGUGCGUUCCUUAAAGAAUGUCAAGUAUUCCUCGGCCCAGAAUCUUGUCAGAAAUGCCACCUCAAAUGACCCCACGGGACCAACAAAGUACGAUAUGGAGGAGAUAGCCUCCUACACUUACCAGUCACAAACGGAGUUUAUGGAAGUGAUGGAUAUGCUAGACCGUCGUCUCAACGACAAGGGCAAGAACUGGAGGCACACCGCCAAGUCCUUGACUGUGUUGGACUAUUUGGUGAGAUUCGGCUCUGAAAAAUGUGUCUUGUGGGCCAAGGAUAACAUCUACAUCAUCAAAACGUUGAGAGAGUUUAUCCACUUGGACGAGGCAGAUAAAGACCAAGGUGCUAUUAUCCGUGUCAAAGCCCAGGAAUUGGUUGCUUUGCUACGCGACGAUGAGAGAUUGAAACUGGAGCGGCAAUUGGCCAAGCGUGGUAAGCGUAAGAACUUUGAUGACGACGACGACGACGAGGACUUGGACUCAGAUAGCAACGGCAGGGAAAGAAGAAGAAGAGAUAGAAGAAGGGAUAGAGAUAGAGCUAGAGACGAACCAUAUGAUGAAGACUUGCAAAAAGCGUUGGAAUUGUCGAGGUUGACAGCUGAAGAAGAGCAGAACCGCGCAAGAGAGGCUGAAAAUGACCCUGACUUGGAUGCUGCCAUCAAAUUGUCUUUAGAGGAGGAAGAAUUGAGGAAGCAGCAACAGAACUCAAACUUGUUGGAUUUGAAUGACGAGCCGCAAUACCAGCAUCAACAGCAGCAACAACCACAGUAUUAUUUAGCUACGGGAUAUUACCAGCAACAGCAGCAGCAGCCAUUGUUUGACCAACAAACCCAGCAGUAUCAACAAUAUGACAUGUUUGGCAACCCAAUUCAAAACCCAAUGGAUACUGGAUUUUAUAUGCAACAAGCUUACCAGCAGCAGCAGCAACUACAACAACAACAGCAACAGCAAUUCCAACCCAAUCAAUUUACCGGAUUCAACUAUGGCCAGCCUCAACAACAACAACAACAACAACAACAACAGGCUCCGUUGCAACCUUUGAAAACCGGCUCAAACAACCCAUUCGCUUUGAACUCAGGCACGACCAACAACAAGCCCCACACUCAAACGUUGAACGACUUGGCAGAGGAGCAGUUCCAGCAGCAGCAGCAGCAACCACAAUCGCAACCGCAGACACAGCCUCAGUUCUUUACACAGCCCACCACUGCUCCAUUGAAACAACAAAACACCUCGGGUUCGAGAUUCAAUGAAACUCACGAGUUGAACGACCUCUUGACCCAGGGAACAGGCUUGGACACUUUUGGAAACACGGGUGCCUCGCGUAUUUCUCACCAACACACAAAGACGCAGCAAUUUAUCAAUUCAAGCGGAACUGGAUACAGGCAAAUCACCAAUGCUCAGCCCGCCAUCAGCUCAAACGCCACCGGCAACCCAUUCCUAAACACAGGCAUGGGGUACCAACAACAACAACAACAGCCACAAGCUGCUGGUGCUCCUCCACAGCAGAUCAACGCCGCUUACACUGGGUUCGGAUUUGGGAAUGCCCAGCCGCAACCACCACCACAACAACACAAAAGCAACGAUGGGCCCAGCUUGAUAGACAUUUAG